AUGGACAGAGGAUGGACAGAGGAUGAACAGAGGAUGGACAGAGGAUGGACAGAGGAUGAACAGAGGAUGGACAGAGGAUGGACAGAGGAUGAACAGAGGAUGGACAGAGGAUGGACAGAGGAUGGACAGAGGAUGACAGAGGAUGACAGAGAGACAGAUGGACAGAGGAUGGACAGAGGACAAGGAUGGACAGAGGAUGACAGAGGAUGGAGACAGAGGAUGACAAGGAGACGAGAUGGACAGAGGAUGGACAGAGGAUGGACAGAGGAUGAACAGAGGAUGGACAGAGGAUGGACAGAGGAUGGACAGAGGAUGAACAGAGGAUGGACAGAGGAUGGACAGAGGAUGGACAGAGGAUGA
This is a messenger RNA of Knipowitschia caucasica, 360 nucleotides long. The record is from the annotation of a GenBank genome assembly. Lineage: Eukaryota; Metazoa; Chordata; Actinopteri; Gobiiformes; Gobiidae.